Durusdinium trenchii is the source of this 1785-nucleotide messenger RNA. The record is from the annotation of a GenBank genome assembly. NCBI's taxonomy places the organism in Eukaryota, Dinophyceae, Suessiales, Symbiodiniaceae.
AUGGGGGAUGUGGCUGAAGAUGCCGCUGGUGCGGCGGUUAUCUCGAAGAUUGUUGUGCAAAAGGUGGUGAUGGACUCCGACUCUGCUGACUCUCGCUUGCCCUUGGGCACCAUUCCAAACUGUUCGAUGAAAGAGUUCUGGCUACCUUUGACGGCUUUUGAUACGUUCCCGGAAUCCUGGUCCGAUACCGGCCCGCCAGCCUUGCCGAUUGACGUGCUUCAAUUGGACUGGAAAUCCAGUUCAAAGAUCGAAAAGACCGAGAAGGACGAGGAUGACACCACAGCGAAGAAGGAAGAACCGGACGAUGAGGAGGGUGGCGACAACCAGACCGAUGGUGACUCGGAGGAGGCUGAUCCAGAGAACCCUGAGGAAGCCGACAUCAGGGAUGCCACUACAUCGACACCACACUUGGGCAGGGCUUUCACAGAUGCCCAAGAACUGAGACAGGUCGCUGGCGGAACAGACUUUGUCAAGAAGACCCUUGGGACCUUUUUGCCAGACUCGGUUAGCACAACCUUGGUCAUCGACCUGCACUGUUACGACUGCUGGCCAGCACUUGCAGCGUUGGAGGAGUGUGCUGCAGGUCGCCGAUUGCUUUGUGGCAGUGUGGUUCUUGACAAGCAGCCUGACACGAUGGUUCAGCGGAUCGCGAACAAGGUCUAUGAGAGUUGCAGGGCGGAGCAAUUGAAGAUUGUGGGCUUCCCUUCUUUUGCACCUCUCAUCCAGGCAAUCCAGCAAGUGAAGCCGGAUGAUCAGGAAAAGAAGUACGAGGUAUGUGUGAAGAAACAUGAUCGCCUUGUAGUUCUUCAAGCAUUGGCGGCCAAAUGGAUGGAGACCGAGUUCAAGGAUGAGACAGUUGCCAUUCUAGAGGCACACAACAAACAGUUCAAUGUUGACGGUGAAUAUUGGCACGAGACUGAGAGGACCACUGAAGCUGAUGAUCUUGGAUCUCCUCUCAAGCGGAUCAAACUGGAAGACUCAGAGAUUGGCAAGGAGGCUGACAUUGCCAAUCUUCAAAAACCGUACAUCUUCCAAAUCAACAACUGCGCUGAAAUGGCAUGUGGCCAAGAUGGAGCUCCGCUGUUCCUCGUGUCCCGGGGGAAAAACCAGUUUCUUAUGCAUCGUGAGCUGUUCAGCUUUGGCAGCGGCGAUUGGAGGGUGAAUGCCGAUGCAACUGAAAUCAUGGCCGACAGCUGCGGGAGAUGGUUCUCUUUCAAUGUGACUCUUGACACGGUGAUGAUCCUAGAGAAAAAGAAUUUGGCAGAUCAUGUGGCUUCUUUGCCAUGUGUGGACUCGCCAACACCUUUGUCCACGAUCAUCCGGCAGCUCGAGGAUGCUGGAGAGGUCAAGUUGGCUGUGACUCAUCAUGUCCUCUCCUCGACAGACAAGAUCGAGCAGGACAAACCGCUGGUCUUUGUGAUCGAUCCUCCCAAGCAUGAUCGGGAGGAGGAUGGGAAACCCAAAAAGAAGAAGACCAAAAAGGACAAGGUGGCCGGAUCUAUGACGCAUAAGAACUUUGGUUCUAUCCUUGACAUCGGCAAGUUCAAGCGGGCCCAGCGACUCAUGGUCGGAUGGAGGAUGAGGUGUGCAUACCGUACCAAUGUGCAUAUAGUACCAAUGUGUUUUAAUGAACCCUUCGGGGUCUUGUUUGGGCUACACUCGCUCGGCCCUGCCAGGUUGGAUGCAAACAACGCAUCAGGUGUGAAGACCCUGGUGCCGCUGCGACCCAUUGCAUGUGUCACCGGCGUUCUCGAUCUUGGAAGCACUGUGAUAAAAAUGUUUUGA